Messenger RNA from Gossypium raimondii (Peruvian cotton), 1168 nucleotides. RefSeq names its product E3 ubiquitin protein ligase DRIP1. Lineage: Eukaryota; Viridiplantae; Streptophyta; Magnoliopsida; Malvales; Malvaceae. The transcript has 7 exons. Bases 97 to 1080 code for a protein of 327 amino acids. The record is from RefSeq and is a predicted model, not a curated record. Gene Ontology annotation, molecular function: metal ion binding; ubiquitin-protein transferase activity.
UACUGAUACUUUUGAUGAAUUAAAAGGAUCAAGGCCAGGAGACAAAAACUUAGCAAAUAUUACAAGUGAGACAUUAUUCUAUAAGGACAUACUAUCAUGUCGAAUGAUUACAUAAAUGUUCAAAGGAGGCCACUUAUGGAGUUCUUAACAUGUCCCCUUUGUUCAAACAUUUAUAGGGAAGCAACUACCAUAUGUGUUUGCCUUCAUACAUUUUGCAAACAAUGCAUCUAUGAGAAAGUAGACAAGGAAAAAACACAUUACUGUCCAGUGUGCGAUGCCUAUCUGGGUUCCAUUCCUCAACACAUGUUAAGAAAUGACCAUAAAUUGGAGAAACUUGUAAAGCAAAUUUUUCCCCUGGAAAAGCCAAAUGAAGACAACACAGAAAAUAGAUUCUCAAAUCAUUCCAUGAAUCCUAUCAUGAAACAGAAUGAACUAGACAAUUCCGAACCUACGGUACGCGAGUUUUCUCUUGAAAGAUCAAGGAAAGGACUGUGCUGGGAACAUCUAGGAGGUCGUAAAGAUGGCGAAACUUAUGGGACUGAAGUGCAAGUGAAGAGGAGGAGGAGGAUGCAGAGGAAGCCAUAUUGCAAAUCUUUGAUUGGCCAAAGAGAGGAGGGUUUGAAGAUCGGGACCGCAAACGAGAUGUCAAAAACCAAUACGAGUGGUCUUGAGAAGCCAACUGAUUCAUUGAACCGAUGCGGAGAAAUUGUGUAUCUAAACCAAUAUAGUGGUUGUUCCCCACGCCCUGUGUGGUUUUGCUUGCUUGCAAGUCAAGAAACGAACGACAUGGCAUUGCCUCAGAUACCAAAACCUUUUAUUAGUACCAAGAAUGGAGAUUUAGCCAUAUCCAUUGUGAACAAGUACCUUGCAAUGAAGCUAAACCUCAAACAUGAAUCUGAGGUUGAAGUCAUGUGUUUGGGUCAUCCAUUGAUGCCAACCUUAACCCUAAACAACCUGAUAGACACAUGGCUAGAGGCCGUAUCGGAUAUCGAACCGGUGCCGGCCGAGGAAGGCGACGGCAGGAACUUUUUGAUGGAAUUAACGUAUAGAAGGUCCAUGAAGCAGUGCACUUUGCAGUAAAAUUCAAAUGGGCUGGAGCCUAUGAUAUCUUCCCAAUUGAUAAACUCUCCAAAUUAAUACACAAUAGUUUCAAUUAAUUAUACAUUUU